CACUCCAAUUUGUGAUGGUGAUCACAUGUACAUUUCUUGCGGUCCUCGUGCUGUAAUUUCGAUAAAUUCUCUUAUGUAUGGGAAAUGGGACAAGAACAUUUGUCCUGGGCCAUAUACUCUGAAUGAUAUACCACCCAACGCUGGCUUCCCUGACAUGUGCACGUCCAAUUCGGCCUUUGACCACUUCAAGACCAAUUGCGACGGAAAAAAUGUGUGUGAACUGAACACAAACAUGAACGAAGAUCCGUGUUAUGGUACCAGAAAGUACUUAAUUGCCAAGUACUACUGCAUUGAGCCACGUCCUUCUUGUUCAGCUAAAUAAUUAUUAGUAAUAUUAAUUGUAUAAUCAAUUAAUUUGAUUUUAUUACAUUUAAAAAGG
Aethina tumida (small hive beetle) is the source of this 379-nucleotide messenger RNA. RefSeq names its product L-rhamnose-binding lectin SML-like. The transcript is spliced from 2 exons. The record is from RefSeq and is a predicted model, not a curated record. Lineage: Eukaryota; Metazoa; Arthropoda; Insecta; Coleoptera; Nitidulidae. The coding region runs from base 26 to 322 and encodes 98 amino acids. Gene Ontology annotation, molecular function: carbohydrate binding.